Messenger RNA from Coffea eugenioides, 2949 nucleotides. RefSeq names its product receptor-like protein kinase FERONIA. The transcript has a single exon. Gene Ontology annotation, biological process: protein phosphorylation. The record is from RefSeq and is a predicted model, not a curated record. Gene Ontology annotation, molecular function: protein kinase activity; ATP binding. NCBI's taxonomy places the organism in Eukaryota, Viridiplantae, Streptophyta, Magnoliopsida, Gentianales, Rubiaceae. The coding region runs from base 18 to 2669 and encodes 883 amino acids.
UGCAAGUCUGCGUUCCAAUGUUCACUCUUCUUGUAUACCUCUGCUUUCUCUUCAAUUUGUUGUUUGUCAUCGCUUCCACUGGCAGCACUCCGCCUUACACCCCCACAGAUUAUAUCCUUAUCAACUGCGGCUCAUCCUCGAAUUCAACCUCAGUUGAUGGCCGGAACUGGGACGGUGACGCGGGCUCAAAAUUCUCACCGAAUGACAUGGCAAAUAUUUCAUCAGCAGUCACAGCUACUGAAUUCAACUCCUCAGUUAGCGAAGUCCCUUUUUCAAGCGCCCGAAUCAUCCUUUCUCGAUUCUCUUACACCUUCCCAGUCAGCCUAGGCAAAAAGUUCCUCCGCCUUUACUUCCACCCUACCUCGUACUCCGGCGGUCACAAAACAACUGAGUCUUUUUUCAACGUCACAGCUAAUAACUACACCCUUCUCAGUAACUUCAGUGCAUAUCUCACAGCUUCUACCGAUUUAUUCACACUAGGCUUUGUUAAAAAAGAAUAUAUCAUCAACGUUCAAUAUAUGAAUCAAUUCCUCAAUGUUACCUUUUUGCCCUCUUCAAAUUCCUAUGCUUUCGUUAAUGGAAUUGAAAUUGUUUCAAUCCCAGACGAUCUCUACAUGGGCAACAUUGAUAACCUCAAAGUCAUGGAUGGCCAGUUCGAGUUUGUUCAGGACAGGACUGCCUUUGAAGCUCUUUACAGGCUCAACGUAGGAGGUGAUGUUGUUUCUGUGGUGGACGAUAGUGGGAUGUUCCGGGGAUGGGCUCCAGAUGACGAUUUCCUCUGGGACGUUAAAAAAGGAAAUCCAGUGAGCAAUGAUGAAAUUGCCAUAAAGUACACUCCACUGACCCCAAAUUACACCGCGCCCCCAGUAGUGUAUACUACUGCAAGGGCGAUGGGAAAGUUCAGCACCAACUUCAACUUGAGCUGGAUGUUCCCUGUUGACUCUGGGUUUUAUUAUCUCAUGAGGUUGCAUUUUUGUGAGAUUGAUCCUGAUUUGAUUGCAGCGGGUUACGAACGGGUGUUCAUAAUAUUUAUAAGUAACAGAAUAGCUGAGCCAGGAGCUGAUGUUAUUCAUUGGGCAGGCGGCCAAGGAAUCCCAGUUCUCAGAGACUACCUCGUGUUCGUUCCAAACCCACCAGAGGGUCGCCAGACCAAGCAAGGCUUGUUUCUUGCUCUGCACCCAAAUCUUGACGUCAAACCAAAAUAUGCCGAUGCAAUCUUGAAUGGCUUAGAAUUGUUCAAAUUGAAUACCUCCGACGGCAGUCUUGGCGGGACCAAUCCUAAUCUAUCGAAGGAUCCCAAUUCUCUGGCAUCAAACAAGAAGUCACCGAUUAAGGGGAGUCCCGGAAAACCUCGGGUACUGUUUGCUGCCAUUGGAGAAGGGGCGGCAGGAGGGGUUUCCUUGAUUUUAAUCCUUGGUUUCUUAAUUUUCCGGUGGCGAUGGAAGAGAAGGGUAAAAGACUUGGACCAGAAAAGUGCUCCAAAGUCAUCUUGUACCCCACUUUCAACCCCACCAAGGUCAACAAAGACUGGAGCUUCAGGUUCAUCGUCGCUUAGGAGAUUUUUGUUGGAAGAGAUUAGAUCCGCUACUGCCAACUUCGAUGCCAAGUUUGUGGUUGGGACCGGGGGAUUUGGAAACGUGUACAAAGGGUACAUAGACAACAAUCUAACCACGGUUGCGAUAAAGCGAUUAAAUCCUUCAUCAAGACAGGGUGCCCGCGAAUUCCAAACCGAGAUCCAGUUGCUAUCAAAUUUAAGACAUCUUCAUUUGGUUUCUUUGAUAGGCUACUGUGAUGAAAAGGGUGAGAUGAUCUUGGUUUACGAUUAUAUGGCUAAUGGGACCCUCCGCGAUCAUCUCUAUAGAACAGACAAUCCACCGCUCCCAUGGAAACAACGCCUUCAAAUCUGCAUUGGCGCCGCCAAAGGGUUGGAUUAUCUCCACACAGGCACCAAGCACACUAUCAUUCACCGCGAUGUAAAGUCAACCAACAUAUUAUUGGACGAGACAUGGGUGGCCAAAGUUUCGGAUUUCGGAUUAUCCAAACUCGGUCCGAGUGGGAUUUACAGCCAUAUCAGUACGCAGGUCAAGGGGAGUUUCGGCUACAUAGAUCCGGAGUACUACACGAGACAGCAAUUGACGGACAAGUCCGAUGUGUACUCAUUCGGGGUGGUUUUGUUUGAAGUUUUGUGUGGUCGGGCACCUAUUAUUCUAGACUUACCCCAGGAGCAGGUGAAUUUGGCUGAAUGGGCCAAGAAGUGUUACAAAAAAGGGAUUAUCCAUCGAGUUGUGGACCCAGAUGUGAAGGGCGAGAUUGCUCCCCAAUGUUUGAGGAUUUUUGCUGAAACGGCCAUUAAUUGUUUGAACGAUCAAGGGAUUCAACGACCGGGAAUGGAUGAUGUAGUUGGUGGCCUUGAAUUUGCAUUGCAAGUCCAGGAGGCAGCUGAAAAUGAGGGUGGUCGACCUGAUCCAUUUCCCUUGCAUAUGCAUGGAGGAGAUGUGCAAAAUAUGACCGAUGAUGAUACGGAUGUGAUUUCUGAAUCAGGAGGUGACCAAGAUUCUGCUGGCAAGAUCGAGAUGGUGGUAUUACAACUUGGACAUCCACGGCAAGCAGUGACAACUUCAAGGUUUGACAGUGUUUUCUCUGAGAUUACGAAUCCCACUGGACGGUAAGGUUUUUUAAUCAACAAACCAACCUUGAGGCUUGAACCUAAAAUAUUCAUUUCAGAGGACUCAAGAGUCUGGUACGCUGUGUCGUUCUUCUUUGUCGCUGUCUUUUUUUUUUUUUUUCUUAUAGCAAAUGUAUAGUAUUGUGUGGUUUUGAUUCAUGCAAGCGCUGCGUUAACUCAUAGUCAAAGUUUAGUUCUGUAUCAAAUAAAUCCCGUAGAAUAUGUAAAAUUGUGUUGUUGUGCCAUAUUAUUAAGGAAAUAUUGACAAGAUGAAAAACAUUUAA